CAAUCCGGACGGUGCCCUAGAGCGGGCAGCGCGGACCUCAGUUGUUUUACCGGGGGGGGCCGGCACCAUGGCGCAGCAGGGCGGGCUCAGCAUGAAGGAGCAGAAAUACGACCGGCAGCUCAGGUUGUGGGGUGAUCAUGGACAAGAAGCUUUAGAAGCUGCUCAUGUUUGUGUGAUAAAUGCAACAGCCACAGGAACUGAAAUCCUCAAAAAUUUAGUACUACCAGGUAUUGGCUCAUUUACGAUUGUUGAUGGGAAUCAAGUCACUGGAGAAGAUGUCGGAAAUAAUUUCUUUCUACAAAGAAGCAGUAUUGGCCAGAACCGAGCCCAAAGUGCCACAGAGCUCUUACAAGAAUUAAAUAAUGAUGUUUCAGGAAAUUUUGUGGAAGAGAGUCCAGACAAACUUCUAGACAAUGAUCCUUCAUUUUUCUGUCGGUUUAAUUUAGUGGUUGCAACCCAGUUACCAGAAAGUAUAUUGGUGCGUUUAGCUGAAAUUCUCUGGAAUUCUAACAUCCCUCUGUUAGUCUGUAGGACUUAUGGACUAGUUGGCUAUAUGAGAAUUAUGAUUAAAGAACAUCCAGUCGUGGAAUCUCAUCCAGACAAUGCAUUAGAAGAUCUGAGACUGGACAACCCAUUUCCAGAGCUGAGGGAACAUAUGCAGUCUUAUGACUUGGAUCAUAUGGAAAAAAAGGACCAUAGUCACACUCCAUGGAUUGUGAUUGUAGCAAAGUAUUUAGCAAAAUGGUACAGUGAGAAAAGUGAGCAGAUACCUAGGAAUUACAAAGAAAAGGAAGCCUUCAGAGAGCUGAUUAGACAAGGAAUCUUAAAGAAUGAAAAUGGGAUCCCAGAAGAUGAAGAGAACUUUGAAGAAGCUAUAAAAAAUGUAAACACAGCACUAAAUGUUACUAAGAUUCCAAGCUGUAUUGAAGACAUUUUUAAUGAUGAUCGUUGCAUCAAUCUCACACAGCAGACGCCGUCCUUUUGGAUUUUAGCUCGAGCUGUAAAAGAAUUUGUAGCAAAAGAGGGGCAAGGAAAUUUACCUGUCCGGGGCACUAUUCCUGAUAUGAUAGCAGAUUCGGGUAAAUUUAUCAAAUUGCAAAAUGUAUACCGUGAAAAAGCAAAGAAAGAUGCUGCUGCUGUGGGUAACCAUGCUGCUAAAUUGUUACAGUCAAUAGGCAAGGCACCAGAGUCAAUUUCACAGAAAGAGUUAAAAUUGCUUUGCAACAACUCAGCGUUUCUUCGAGUAGUGCGGUGUAGAUCCCUUUCUGAAGAGUAUGGUUUAAAUACAUUUAACAAGGAUGAAAUUAUUUCCAGCAUGGAUAAUCCAGACAGUGAGAUAGUGCUAUACUUAAUGCUACGAGCUGUGGAUAGAUUUUAUAAACAGCAUGGUAGAUACCCAGGUGUGUAUAACUACCAAGUGGAAGAUGAUAUUGGAAAAUUGAAAUCUUGCCUCAGUGGUUUUCUUCAGGAAUAUGGGCUGUCUGUAACAGUGAAGGAUGAUUAUGUCCAUGAAUUUUGUCGCUAUGGAGCUGCUGAGCCACAUACUAUCGCUGCAUUCUUGGGAGGUAAGAAUACCACUUUAUUUUCACAGGUCCAUUUAGAACUGUCAACGGAGCUAUUUUUGAGCCCAAUUUUUAUUAUUUUAAUAGAAUUCCUCUUCAGUAUAUUUGGAGCAAAGGGAAUAACUAUGGGCUGCAGACAAAGACUGCAUUAGUACUGCAACAUUUUAAAGUCGGUGUGUCAUAUGCUAUAUGGAAAAAGUUGUCUGAGAAAGUGAUCAGAUUGGAAUAAAAGAAAUAAUGGGAAAUUACAAAAUGACCUUAUUAGGCCAGUUAUACUACUUGUACUUUUAUUACUCUAGUUUAAAAUAAAAUUUAUAAUGUGUAUAUGUGACUAGUGAAAGUAUAAAAAUCUGAAGCAUUGACGGAAACAAUAGCACAAUAUGACUAAUUUUAAUUUAGUUCUAAUUUCAGUGUAGACAUUGCUAACUCUGCGAACUUUGUAAAUCUGUACCUAACCAACAUUGCCUUAUUUCAGGCUGCAAUAAAUAUUUUAUAACCAAGAUGUAAAUCAUUUUGAAAUGUAUAUAAUAGAAGUAUUAUUGCAAUCUUAACUGUUUUUGCUUACUUGUCUUCUUACAGUACCAGUUGAAGUGUUAGUUAUAUAAACAACUUGGAUUUUUUUUAAAGGUUAAAGAAAAUUAUAUUGCCAUGGGUGUACGUGGUACUUUAGAAAAAUGUAUGAAGACAAGAUCAGGGUUCUUAAGAGUUUAUAAUGGCAAAGAAAACGUGAACACAGUAUUUUUAUAGAGGUAUUAAAAGGGGUUAUAGCAAUAAAAUAAAAUUUAAGAGCUUGUUCAACAGUUAAAGAAAUAAAUGUAGAGAAGCUAAUUACUAGCUAAGUUUUCUGUCACCUGAAUUUUCCAAUACUCAGACUCUAGACUGCAUAAUCUCUUUUGAAAGGAAAGGGGAUUAUUGAAUGGGAGGGGAGGAAGUGUUUUAGAAAAAUGGUUGAUUAGGAAAAAAAUCAGGUUAGGGGAUGUAGACACUUCUCUUGUAUUAAUUCAGAAAGAUCAGUUUCUUUUUCACCAGUUCACAUGAUAAAAUAUUUACAUAAACUUAUAUGUAUAUGCCUCUUUAAAAAAUUGAAUUGAAAAAUACCAAAU
Messenger RNA from Terrapene triunguis (Three-toed box turtle), 2665 nucleotides. It is a transcript of the gene NAE1, whose product is annotated as NEDD8 activating enzyme E1 subunit 1. Lineage: Eukaryota; Metazoa; Chordata; Testudines; Emydidae. Gene Ontology annotation, molecular function: ubiquitin activating enzyme activity; NEDD8 activating enzyme activity. Gene Ontology annotation, cellular component: cytoplasm; nucleus. Bases 68 to 1714 code for a protein of 548 amino acids. Gene Ontology annotation, biological process: DNA damage response; ubiquitin-dependent protein catabolic process; protein ubiquitination. The record is from RefSeq and is a predicted model, not a curated record. The transcript has 19 exons.